Molecule: messenger RNA, 792 nt
Organism: Panicum hallii
Lineage: Eukaryota; Viridiplantae; Streptophyta; Magnoliopsida; Poales; Poaceae
Product: late embryogenesis abundant protein D-34-like
Exons: 2
Coding region: 1-792 (263 amino acids)
Source: RefSeq, a predicted model, not a curated record
AUGAGCCAGGGGCAGCCGAGGCGGCCGCAGGCGCAGGGCGAGGCCCUGCCGGACCAGCCCAUCAGGUACGGCGACGUGUUCGACGUCUCGGGCGAGCUGGCCGGCCGGCCCGUGGCGCCCAUGGACGCCGCGCUGCUGCAGUCGGCGGAGCAGGCCGUGCUGGGCCAGACGAAGAAGGGCGGGCCCGCCGCCGUCCUGCAGUCGGCCGCCGCGCUCAACGCGCGGGCCGGCCACGUCGGGAAGGGCCAGGUCACGGGGCCCACCGCCGACGCCGGCGCCACCGUCACCGAGGCCGAGCUCGCCGGCCGCCGCGUCGUCUCCGAGUCCGUCGGCGGGCAGGUGGUGGCGAGGUUCGUGACCCCGGCGGCGGUCGUGCUGGCGGACCCGCCGGACGCGCUGGACCAGGACGCCGUGACCAUCGGCCGCGCGCUGGAGGCCGUGGCCGCGACGGCCGGGGACAAGCCGGUGGACCAGAGCGACGCGGCGGCCGUACAGGCCGCUGAGAUGUGCGCCACGGGGGCCAGCGUCACCGCCCCCGGGGGCGUCUCCGCGGCGGCGCAGGCGGCGGCCGACCACAACGCCCGCGCCGCGCGCGACGAGGACAAGUUCAAGCUCCGCGACGUGCUCUCGGACGCGAGGGAGAAGCUGCCGGCGGACAAGGGGGCGACGGCAGUGGACGCCGAGAGGGUCGUGUCCGCUGAGAUACGGAACAAGCCGGACAUGGCGACCACGCCGAGCGGCGUCGCGGAGGCGGUGACUGCCGCGGCGAGGCUCAACCAGGAGCGCCCGUAG